Salvia miltiorrhiza (redroot sage) is the source of this 747-nucleotide messenger RNA. RefSeq lists its product as uncharacterized. The transcript has a single exon. Bases 1 to 747 code for a protein of 248 amino acids. The record is from RefSeq and is a predicted model, not a curated record. NCBI's taxonomy places the organism in Eukaryota, Viridiplantae, Streptophyta, Magnoliopsida, Lamiales, Lamiaceae.
AUGUAUGUCAAUGAUAACUCUUCACUUGAUUCAAACUCAAGUUCCAAUGUUUCCCAUUCCAAUGAAUUCGAUGAAUGGGAAGAACGAGUUUAUCAACAAAAUCGUCAAUUUGAUAAUAUCAUUGAGAAUAUGAUCCUUACCAAUACUAAUUUGUUUGUAGGACAUCAAAUUCCAACAGCUAGGGGGAGAUAUUGUGAUAGGAAACGUGAGCUUGGUGCAGAGCGUUUAAUCAACGACUAUUUUGGUACCAGCCCGACGUAUCCUCCAGAGGUUUUCCUACGCCGAUUUCGCAUGCAGCAAAUGCUAUUUCUUCGAAUAGUGGAGGCUGCAUCUGCUAAUGAUGAGUUUUUUCAACAGAGAUGUGAUGCUACUGGCAGACUAGGUCUUUCGGCCUUGCAAAAGUGUACUGCAAUAAUGAGGGUAUUGGCGUAUGGGACAUCAUCCGAUGUUGUCGAUGAGUAUCUACGAAUGAGCUCAUCUGUAACAACAGAAACUUUAGUACAUUUUGUAGAAGGUGUUAUUUUCUACUUCGGUGAUACGUACCUCAGAAGGCGUAAUGAACAAGAUUUGGCAAGAUUACUUUAUGUCGGAGAAAAAUAUGGUUUUUCGGGCAUGAUUGGCAGUAUUGACUGCAUGCAUUGGAAGUGGAAAAAUUGUCCUAAUGCAUGGGCCGGACAAUAUACAGGGAGAAGUGGAAAACCAAUGAUCAUUUUGGAAGCUGUUGCAUCAUACGACUUGUGGAUAUGA